This is a messenger RNA of Panthera uncia (snow leopard), 2223 nucleotides long. RefSeq names its product phosphofructokinase, platelet (gene PFKP). The transcript has 18 exons. Gene Ontology annotation, cellular component: cytoplasm; membrane; 6-phosphofructokinase complex. Gene Ontology annotation, molecular function: monosaccharide binding; AMP binding; 6-phosphofructokinase activity. Bases 85 to 2064 code for a protein of 659 amino acids. Gene Ontology annotation, biological process: fructose 6-phosphate metabolic process; fructose 1,6-bisphosphate metabolic process; canonical glycolysis. NCBI's taxonomy places the organism in Eukaryota, Metazoa, Chordata, Mammalia, Carnivora, Felidae. The record is from RefSeq and is a predicted model, not a curated record.
GGGGCGGACGGUUCCGAGUGGCGGCGGCGCGGGCGGGGUCCAGGCUGCUGCGCGCCCGCCCCGGCACUGCUCGGCCUGCUCGCCAUGGACGACGACGACGUCUCCGCCCGCAAGGGCUCCUUCCGAAAGUUCCUGGAGCACCUCUCCGGGGCCGGCAAGGCCAUCGGCGUGCUGACCAGCGGCGGGGAUGCCCAAGGUAUGAAUGCUGCUGUCCGUGCUGUGGUGCGCAUGGGAAUAUACGUGGGGGCCAAGGUGUACUUUGUCUAUGAGGGUUACCAAGGCAUGGUUGAUGGCGGCAGUAACAUCGUGGAAGCCAACUGGGAAAGCGUCUCCAGCAUUCUGCAAGUGGGAGGCACCAUCAUAGGCAGUGCUCGCUGCAAGGCCUUCCGCACCCGGGAGGGUCGGCUGAAAGCCGCCGGGAACCUGGUUCAGCGGGGCAUCACCAACCUGUGUGUGAUCGGCGGGGACGGAAGUCUCACCGGGGCCAACAUCUUCCGGAAGGAGUGGAGCGGGCUGCUCAAAGAGCUGGCCGAAAAUGGCGACAUCGACAGGGAGGAGGUGCAGAAGCAUGCCUACCUCAACGUCGUGGGCAUGGUUGGCUCCAUCGACAACGACUUCUGCGGCACUGACAUGACCAUCGGCACUGACUCCGCCUUGCACAGGAUUAUCGAGGUCGUGGACGCCAUCAUGACCACCGCCCAGAGCCACCAGAGGACUUUUGUGCUUGAGGUCAUGGGGAGACACUGCGGGUACCUAGCCCUGGUGAGCGCCCUGGCCUGCGGGGCAGACUGGGUGUUCCUUCCAGAGUCUCCCCCGGAAGAAGGCUGGCAGGAGAACAUGUGCAUCAAGCUCUCGGAGAACCGUGCCCGGAAGAAAAGACUGAAUAUCAUCAUUGUGGCGGAAGGCGCCAUCGACACCCAAAAUAAACCCAUUACCUCUGAGCAAAUCAAGGAGCUUGUGGUCACGCAGCUGGGGUACGACACGCGGGUGACCAUCCUUGGACACGUGCAGAGAGGCGGGACUCCUUCGGCCUUUGACAGGAUUUUGGCCAGUCGCAUGGGGGUGGAGGCCGUGGUCGCCCUUCUCCAGGCCACCCCAGAGACCCCGGCCUGCGUGGUGUCGCUGAGCGGGAACCAGGCCGUCCGCCUGCCCCUGCUGGAGUGUGUGCAGAUGACCCAGGACGUGCAGAAGGCCAUGGACGAGAGGAGAUUUAAGGACGCCGUGCGACUCCGCGGAAGGAGCUUCGAGAGCAAUCUGAACACCUACAAGCGGCUCGCCAUCAAGAUGCCAGAUGACCAGAUCCCCAAGAGCAACUGCAACGUGGCAGUCAUCAACGUGGGCGCCCCCGCCGCCGGGAUGAACGCGGCCGUGCGCUCGGCCGUGCGCGUGGGCAUCUCCGAAGGGCACAAGAUGUUUGCCAUCUACGACGGCUUCGAGGGCUUCGCCAAGGGCCAGAUAAAGGAGAUCGGCUGGGCGGAUGUCGGAGGCUGGACCGGCCAAGGAGGCUCCAUUCUUGGGACCAAACGGACGCUGCCCGGGAAGUCCCUGGAGGCGAUCGCCGAGCAGAUGCGGACCCACAGCAUCAACGCGCUGUUGAUCAUUGGUGGAUUUGAGGCGUUCGAGGGCUCGGUCCUAUUGGCCCAGGCACGUGACAGCCACCAGGAGUUUUGCGUCCCCAUUUGCAUCGUGCCGGCCACCAUUAGCAACAACGUCCCAGGCUCAGACAUCUCCAUGGGUUCUGACACUGGCCUCAAUGUGUUGGUAGAGACGUGUGACCGCAUCAAGCAGUCGGCCAGCGGGACCAAGCGCCGCGUGUUCAUCAUCGAGACCAUGGGGGGCUACUGCGGCUACCUGGCCAACAUGGGGGCGCUUGCCGCCGGAGCCGACGCCGCCUACAUCUUCGAAGAGCCCUUCGACAUCCGUGACCUGCAGGCCAACGUGGAGCACCUGACCGAGAAAAUGAAGACCACCAUCCAGAGGGGACUCGUGCUCAGGUACGGACGCCGCCUCCUCGCCCCCGCCCCCCGCCCCGGCUUCUCAGAACCAUCCGGGUUCACGGUCUGAGCGCGCAGGGGCAGCAGUCCGGUCUCUGCCACGGUCCCGAAGAAACGCGGUAGUAAUUGCGCGUUGCGUUAAAGUCACUGAAGGGCACGUUUUAAAAAUUCACUUUUGCUUUGUAGUUUGCUUUGUGUUGUUUACGAUCUCACCAAGUCAAGUAUGUGC